AUGGAGGAACCUCAGCUAAACAACAGCAGCCCGCCCUGGUGGGAAGAUUCUCCCUGGCUGGGAGACAUUUGUCCCACCUCCCUCGGCGGCACCACCUUCCUCAUCAUCGCCUACAGCGCUAUGCUGGCCGUGGGUUUGGUGGGAAACACCUGCUUGGUGCUGGUGAUCACCAGACAGAAGGAGAUGCGUAACGUCACCAACAUCUUCAUCGCCAACCUGUCCUGCUCGGACAUACUUAUCUGCCUCGUGUGCCUGCCAGUCACCAUCAUCUACACGCUGAUGGACCGUUGGAUCCUGGGGGAGGCGCUCUGCAAGGUCACGCCGUUCAUCCAGUGCAUGUCCGUCACCGUCUCCAUCUUCUCCAUGGUCCUCAUCGCCCUGGAGCGCCACCAGCUCAUCAUCCACCCCACGGGAUGGAAACCCGUGGUGGGGCACUCUUACUUGGCGGUGGCCGUCACUUGGAUGGUGGCCUGCUUCAUCUCCUUGCCCUUCCUGUCCUUCAACAUCCUGACCAACACGCCUUUUCACAACCUCAGCGCUCCCUCCAACCCUUUCAGCGAUCACUACAUCUGCAUCGAACAGUGGCCGUCCAACAGUCAGCGGCUGGCUUACACCACCUCGCUGCUGAUCUUCCAGUACUGCCUGCCCCUGGUUCUCAUCCUGCUCUGCUACCUCAGGAUCUUCCUGAGGCUCAGUCGGCGAAAGGACAUGGUUGAGAGAGCCAGGGACACCAGGCAGAAAAAGACCAAAGGCUCCAAGAGGAUCAACGCCAUGCUGGCGUCCAUCGUGGCCGUGUUCGCCCUCUGCUGGCUGCCGCUGAACGUCUUCAACACGGUGUUCGACUGGAACCACGAGGCCAUCCCCGUGUGCCAGCACGAUGCCAUCUUCUCCGCCUGCCACCUGACGGCCAUGGCGUCCACGUGCGUCAACCCCAUUAUUUACGGCUUUCUCAACAACAACUUCAAGAAGGAGCUCAAGGCGCUGCUGUACCGUUGCCGCUGCUGGGGGGCGCCAGAGAACUACGAGAGCUUCCCGCUGUCGACAGUCAGCACGGGGGUCACCAAGGGGUCAAUCCUCAGCAACGGCUCGGUCAGCAUGAACGCCUGA
Molecule: messenger RNA, 1107 nt
Organism: Chanos chanos (milkfish)
Lineage: Eukaryota; Metazoa; Chordata; Actinopteri; Gonorynchiformes; Chanidae
Gene: npy8br
Product: neuropeptide Y receptor Y8b
Exons: 1
Coding region: 1-1107 (368 amino acids)
Biological process (GO): G protein-coupled receptor signaling pathway
Cellular component (GO): neuron projection; plasma membrane
Molecular function (GO): neuropeptide Y receptor activity; neuropeptide binding
Source: RefSeq, a predicted model, not a curated record